CACUGGGCGUUAGCGAAGUAUAUUAUAUUACCAUGGAUUGAUUUCACAGGAAGUCACGCUUUUUGUGGUGGUUUUCGGUCUUACACAACAGCGAAAUGUACUGAUCGUCCUUAUUUUCACAGAUUAUCGACUGACCUUACGAGUUGGGUUAGGUUGGUCGAAAAAUGGUGUUCAAAUAUGGGCAAAAGUGCACAGAACAAAUUCAGUCGAGCGCGCAAAAGUGUCUCGGCGAAACAACAAAGUUUGACCAAGUUGUUAGCAAACGAACACAACCCAGAUGCUAUCAGAUCUCUGGUACAGCUCUAAUCUUCCUAAUCAUUGGACUAGUCUUGGUUAUUUUGUGUCGCCGAUACAUCAAAGACGUUUUGGAAGCGCUACAGAAUUUGGAUGAAUGGCAAGGGAUUCUGUUGUUUGUAAUCAUGUUUACGGUUGUUUCUUUCCCAAUGACAUGGGGUUACAUCUUUCUUAACGUAGCAGCGGGUUAUUUGUAUGGAUUUGUGCUUGGAUUUAUCGUCGUUAUAUUUUCCGUACUGUGUGGUUUAUCAAUUGCAUUCAUUGUUUGUAGACGAUAUUUACGAGAUUUCGUACGCUCAAAAUUGGAGUCGGAUAGUUUAAAAGCUAUUAUGCGUGUUGUGGAGGGCAAACGUGGUAUCAAAGUCAUUGCAUUAACUCGGCUUACACCGGUACCCUUUGGACUGCAAAAUGGAUUGUUUUCGGUAACUAAUGUUAGUACAGCUAAAUAUGUAAUUGCAUCUACAAUUGGACUUCUUCCUACACAAGCACUGAAUUCAUACAUGGGAUCUACAUUUCGUUCUUUGGAAGAUCUGGUUGAAGAGCAAUCUGGAGGAUACAUUAUCCUGUUUGUUCAAUUCAUCAUUAGUAUACUUUUAAUGACGUAUGUUAUACGCCGAGCAAGAAGGGAAUUGAAUAGAACUUGCGAUGAGACAGAGCCUGAAGUUCUUGCUAAUGGUCAUAUAAUAGUGGCUGUACCAGAAGAAUUUCAACUGAUUCCAGAAGAAAAGAAUUUUAAAAUAGAUUUUGACUUAGAGGCACAGCUGGAAGAGAAAGAGUUCAUUGAUCACAAAACAGCUAAAAAAGGCCACAAGAGGUCAAAAUCUGCAUCAGCUGUGUUAACUGCAGUCAAUGAAAUUGCCAAAGGAGCCCAAACUCCAUAGCUAUUGUUCAUGAACUAUCAUUUGUAUUUUUUAUUUCCUUGUGGAUGAUUAUGUUGUUGUUUGAAACUAAUUCUAGGUCAAAAUGGUUUUAAUUAAACUAUUUUUAUUUGGUUUUUAAUUUCGAUUGAUUUGCCUUUGUUCCAAACACUGGUUUAUUAUCACAGUGUUCAUACAAAGUAAAAUACAAGGUCAUCUUGUUUUAAAUCAUUUUUACUCAAAAAAUCGGCUACACUUGGUUUAGUUUUCUGUUAUUAGGCUUACAGUGUAUGUUUAGGAUGAUUUGGGAUGAUCAGAGAUUUCAAACUUUUUGCCAUCCUUAAUGUUUCUGAUAUUAGCUCAGAGGCAAUAAAGGUGAUAAAGAGUACUCUUGUAAAUCUGUGACUUCUUGUUUCCAUAAGUUGGAAACAUCCAGAUGUGGGGGUACAGCAAAUUAAGGUCAUUUGUAUUUUAUGUAAUGGUGGAAAGAGGACGUUUUAAUGAAGUCUUAUAUUUAAACCAAAAAUUAGAGGAAAAGGUGAUAAUUGCAAAUUGCAGUACAGUACUCAUUAAAAAUGCACAUACAAGCAUUUAAAAAACGAGAGAUUUCCUCUCAGAUUAGGCUUUCCCUGGUCUCGUAGACUGCAAACAACUUGGCAUAUUCAUUAGAUUGUGCAAAAUUGUUAGGUAGAUCAAUUUAAGAAAUAUUUUUUUUAAGAGAGGAACAUGAUAAGUAUUUGCUACAAACAGCACCAGUCUUCCCAUCAAAGCUUAAGACCAAAGUAACAAUCCUUUGCACUUGUUACUGUACGUUUUAAUGGCAAGUUAAUAGGCAAUUCUGUUUCUGAUAAAGUAUUCCCAAUAAACUGCAAGUGGGUUUCAAGUGGGUCAGAGGUGAUUAACUUUCCUUGUUUAUUUAAGAAUUUUGAAAUUAAUGGUAUUGCUAGAUUGGUUGGGAUUUUAUUGGGAUGUUAAUUAUUUUAACAAUUCAGGUGCCUGAACCCAUGCAUUUACCAGGCAUAUUUAUUUAAUCUAGGGCUUCAAAUUAUUCUAUUCUUCAGUGGGCCUUGUCUGAAGGCAGAUUUUAUUAGAAAAUAAAUAUAUUUAGCCUAUUUUCAAAUUAAUACUUAAUCUGGAUUCCUUUCAUCUUGGAACAGCUAUCAAUAAUGGUUUUCUGGCUUUGUAACAGUUUCAAGUUUCUCUGCAAUUUACAGUGUCUGGCUAAAGCAGUGUUCUUCAGAACCACAAGUGGCCAGGAUUUUCCUUGGCUACUUCCUUCUGAGGCUGCAGCUAACUGUUGUGAUCAGGAAAAUAAUUCUUCCUGCUAGCUUGGUUUUUUUAAUGUAUUUGUUUGUCUGGUAUUUUUUUAAAAAAAAAAAAAAAAGAAAAAAUCUCUGGAGAACACUGGUUGGAGAUUAAAUUUGAUCAGAGAGUGUUUUGACUUUUUUUGUUAUUAUGUGAAAAUUUAUUUAAUAAUCUAAUAUCUUCAUUUUUAGUACUAUUUCGAUAUUAUUUUACUCAGUUCAGAGAAUAUGACCAUUAUCUUCUCAGUCAGAUGAUUUCAAGUACAAAUUUAGCCAAAAUUCCUUCUUCAUUGACUGUACAGAAGAGAGUAAUAAAAAUCACAGUACAUGAAAA
Messenger RNA from Pocillopora damicornis (cauliflower coral), 2789 nucleotides. Its product is annotated as transmembrane protein 64. The record is from RefSeq and is a predicted model, not a curated record. Lineage: Eukaryota; Metazoa; Cnidaria; Anthozoa; Scleractinia; Pocilloporidae. Gene Ontology annotation, cellular component: endoplasmic reticulum. Gene Ontology annotation, biological process: regulation of cytosolic calcium ion concentration.